This is a messenger RNA of Papaver somniferum (opium poppy), 2904 nucleotides long. RefSeq lists its product as uncharacterized. The transcript has 7 exons. The coding region runs from base 1 to 2904 and encodes 967 amino acids. The record is from RefSeq and is a predicted model, not a curated record. NCBI's taxonomy places the organism in Eukaryota, Viridiplantae, Streptophyta, Magnoliopsida, Ranunculales, Papaveraceae. Gene Ontology annotation, molecular function: nucleic acid binding; RNA-DNA hybrid ribonuclease activity.
AUGUAUGGCUAUACCAACUAUAAUAAGAAAAAGGAGCAAUGGGAUUUUAUUCAUCAAAUUAGUGAAAACCAUUCAGGUCUUUGGAUUCUUAUUGGUGAUCUGAAUUUUCAUCUUACAGACAUCAAUAAUAGUUCUUCUUCUUCUAUUGAUGGUUUAGUUAAUAGCAUUAUUCAGUCUUGUGGUCUUGAAGACAUAGGCUUUGUUGGAAAAGAUUACACUUGGUCAGGGAACAAUCUAGGCUCUGGUACUAGAAGGUCUAGGAUAGACAUGGCCUUAGGAAAUGUCGAUUGGAACCAUAACUAUCCAAACUCUAAACUACUUCAUCUUACACAAUCUGGUAGUGACCAUAGUCCUAUUAUGCUUGUCACUAACUCUCUUGAUACUCGUUGUUGGAAGCCAUUUAAAUUUUUUCUAACUUGGUUGGAGGAUGAAACUUGUACUUCUGUCAUUGAAGAAGCUUGGAACAUUAAUAUUAGUGGUUCACCUGGUUUUCAAUUGGUUAAGAAGUUUCAAUCAGCUAGGAAGAGACUUUCAAUAUGGAACAUAACCAUCUUUGGUAAUGUAAAUCAAAGAGUUGAGGAGCUGCAAAAGGAACUUGAUGUUUUACAAUCUCUUCCUCCAUCUGAUGAAAAUCACAAUAAGAUUCUCUGCAUCAACAAAGAUUUUAAUAAGUGGCAUAAAAUAAGAAGUGAAUUUUACCAACAAAAGUCUAGAGAUCACUUCAUCAAGGAUAUGGACAACAACAGUAAGUAUUUUCACACUAAAACAAACAGAAGAAGAGUAAGGAAUAAUAUUGAUGCUAUACAAGAUCAUGCUAAUAAUAGGUUACUCACUAGAGAAGAAAUCUCUCAGCAUCUUACUUCUCAUUACAAGAGAAUAAAUACUUCUGUUCAAGUUGUUCAUGAUGAAGGUCUUUUCCUGCUUCUUCCAACCAUUAUUACAGAGGAUGAUAAUAACUUGCUGACUAGAGUUCCUUCUCAUCAAGAAAUUCAUGAUACUCUAAAAGGGAUGGAAAAUUGGAGUGCUCCGGGCCCAGAGGGUUUUCAAGCUGGCUUUUAUAAAAGUCAGUGGACAAUUAUUGGAGAUGAUAUUAUUGUCACAAGACUAAAGCCUCUUAUGGAGAAGAUUAUAUCUCCUUACCAAGCAGCUUAUGUUUCUGGCAGGCUUAUAAGUGACAAUACAGUUAUAGCUCAAGAAAUAAUACAUUCUAUGAAGAAGAAAAGAGAGUAUUUUGGAUUCAGUAAAGAUUUAUGUGAGCUUAUAUAUCAGUGCAUAAGUACUACUUCUCUGUCAGUAAUACUCAACGGAUCUCCCUGUGAAGAAUUUCUACCAACAAGAGGCAUCAGACAAGAUGACUGCUUGAUUUUCACUCAAGCAAAUCUUUCAUCAGUUAACAAACUCUUGGAGUUAUUACAUAAUUUCAGCACACAAUCAGGUCAAAUGAUCAAUUUUGAUAAAUCCUCGGUGCAUUUCAGCAAGAAUACCAAACCUGAAGUUGCUGAAACUCUCACACACAUAUUAGGUGUCAAAACUAUGCGUUCCAAAGAAAGAUAUCUUGGGUCUCCUUUGCUUCUAGGUCAUUCAAAACAAGAAGCAUUUAAAGCCAUUGAAGAGAAUAUUUUAAAUAGAUACUUUACAUGGUCUUCUACAUCACUCACACAAGUUGGUAGAUCUACAAUGAUCAAACAUGUUCUUAAUUCACUCCCAGCAUAUCAAAUUGGCACUUUUAAGCUCCCUACUCAGUUGCUCAACAGACUUUCAACCAUUCAAAGGAAGUUCUUUUGGGGUCAUAACUCUAAUAGAGGAUACAAUCCAAUAGGAUGGAAGAAGGUGUGCAAAUUCAAAUAUUUUGGUGGGUUGUCUUUCAGAGAUCUUGAAAAGCUAAAUUUAGCCUUACUCACUAAGUUGUUUUGGAGAUUAUGUACUGAGUCAGAAGCUCUUUGGACAAAAAUUAUGAGCAGUAAAUACUUCAAACAUGGAAAUAUACUUCAUCAAGAUCUUAAGAAAGGAAAUUGUUCUUAUACAUGGAAUGGAAUUAUCAAGGGUCUGCAGGUUGUUCAACAGAACUAUUUUAUGGAAGUAAACAAUGGGAAGAAAACAAAAAUCUGGUUAGAUAGGUGGAUUCCGGGUGAUAAUACACCUCCUCAUCCAAUUAAUGACCUUCAUAGAUUCUAUCAAGAUGUUGAUGAAUUAAUUCUUCCAAACACCAACAACUGGAAUGUGGAACUUCUUAAUCAGAUUUUCGACAAUAAUACUUCUCAGAAAAUACAUAAUUUAUUUCUGGAUACUUCUAAGGAAGAUAUCAUGGUUUGGAUGCCUGCUAGAGAUGGAAAAUUUUCAGUAAAAAGUACUUAUAAAAAACUCACUAUGAACACUUCAGAGGCUUUGGUAAAUGGAAGGAUCAUUCAACACAAUGUCUGGAAAAGGCUUUGGAAGAGUAUGCAAGAGCGGUCUGGAGAUUGGUCAAUGUUGAUAUUGAUGAAUAGAAAAGAAGUUGUGACGGUGUCUCAGAGUGGGUUGAGAAGUGAUGCUUCAUUUGAUGAGGAAACUAACACGCUUGGCGCUGGCAUUGUCUUACGCACUCAUGCGGGAACUUGUGAAGGGAUCAGAGGAUUCCACUCAGACGAAGAACUAAGUCUGGAGGCUGGAGAGUGCAUGGAUAUUCGAGAAGCUCUGCAGUGGACUCGAGAAAAGAAGUUCACAAGUAUUCACAUAGAAGCUGAUGCUAAGCUAGUAGUUCAAUCAAUCAUUGAUAAUGUUCUUCUUAUUCAAGAUGAUAAUAGAGUAGCUGAUGAAGUUGCAAUAUCUGUUAGAGAAUCAGCUACUCAUAUAAACCUUUUAAAUAACUUCUCUGAGGAUAUUUGUAGUCUCAUGGCAAGAGACAUUAACGCUUCUUCUACUUGA